This is a messenger RNA of Closterium sp. NIES-65, 372 nucleotides long. Lineage: Eukaryota; Viridiplantae; Streptophyta; Zygnematophyceae; Desmidiales; Closteriaceae. The record is from the annotation of a GenBank genome assembly.
AUGGGCGCCUAUCUCUAUGGGCGCCUAUCUCUAUGGGCGCCUAUCUCUAUGGGCGCCUAUCUCUAUGGGCGCCUAUCUCUAUGGGCGCCUAUCUCUAUGGGCGCCUAUCCCUAUGGGCGCCUAUCUCUAUGGGCGUCUAUCUCUAGGGGGGCACCUAUCUCUAUAGGCGCCUAUCUCUAUGGGCGCCUAUCUCUAUGGGCGCCUAUCUCUAGGGGCGCCUAUCUCUAUGGGCGCCUAUCUCUAUGGGCGCCUAUCUCUAUGGGUGCCUAUCUCUAUGGGCGCCUAUCUCUAUGGGCGCCUAUCUCUAUGGGCGCCUAUCGCUAUGGGCGCCUGUCUCUAGGGGUGCCUAUCUCUAUGGGCGCCUAUCUCUAG